GAGAGAGAGAGAGAGAGAGAGAGAGAAACUAAUAUACUUCAAAUAAUAUUUGUCUAGUCAUUACGUUCACACUCCAAACUACGGUGUGUAUUUGAACUGCUUUGUGACAAUACAAACAUUCAAGUCCUGGCUAGUUGCGUGCACAAAAACAAAAUCAACUGGCAAUCAAGAAAUACGCAUGAAUAAAACAAUUACACAAGUAUUGUUUUUUCUAGGAAUUGUUUUAAUGUUUUUCUUUAAAUUAUAGAUGUGCUAAACAUACAUAUACAUAUAAAAACAUAUAUACAAACACACAUACACACACAUAUAUGUAAAGAGAGAGAUAGAGUGGUGACAGGGAGACAGAGAAAGAUAGAGAAGGAACAGAGAGGAAGAUAAACACACACACACACACACACACACCUAAACACCUACGCACGCACACACAUACACACACACAAAUAUAUAGCUAGCUGCAGGAUUUGCUCAAAACCAAUUUCAAAAUCUUCACCAGCCUGACACCAUCAAUGAGAUUUCUGAUUUCUUCUAUGGCUUUCGAAAAUUAACAUUUGAAAAUCUACACUCAUCUUAAAGAAAAUGAAGCUUAUUUUAUUGAGUAUUUUCCUUUCCACUUGCCACUUUAGCAUUAAAGGAGUGGUCCCUCAGCAAGAACGACAAGCAUCUUUCAAAGCAAUAAAUACUUGUGGCCUUAAUAGUAAGAUAGUGAAUGCAAGUGAGAUAAAAUACACAUCAACAAGAAUGCAAUGUCUGGACUUGUGUUCCUGGAAUUGGAAAUGCAAUGCAGUUACUCAUUGCAGAUAUGGAGCAAAAUUUUCUGUACAAUGUCAUCUCCAUGAAAAUAUCAAUAUAAUCCAUGACUGUAAGUACCAUGAAAAGGUUCCUGAAUGUUCAUCAUGGAAAAAGGUGACACCAUGUCAUAACAAUGGCAUUUGGCACAGGGAAAACAACACAUGUGAUUGCUUUUUUACCUAUAAAGAUGAAUACUGCAAAAUAUUCAGACCGAGUUCCUGCAAACAAGUAUAUCAAACAUUUAUUGCUGCUGGAAAAACACCUUCUAGCAAUAAGUUUGUUGUCUAUACUCCAGAUAAGAAAGCCAUUGAAGUAUUUUGCGAUUUUAAAAAUACUUUUGGUGUAACAUACAUCUCCAAAGACUCCUUGUUGAACAUGACCAAUGAUGAUCUGCAACUGUUUGUGCCUGACUCAAGUAGGUUUGUGAUAAGAUAUGCCAUUACAGAUGGAUCUCAAACUGAAGCAACUUUAAAAUUUGUAUCAACAUACUCAGACCACUGGAUUAUCACACUUGGAGUGAAUGAGACUUUGUCUAACCCACCAAUAAAUUAUCUACUGGAACCAUAUAUACAUAUCACUGGCUUGCCAAUUAGUUGCAUGAAUAAAGGUAUUACAAUGGGAUAUAAUGCUGAAGGAACUAACUUUACAUAUUCAGUUUGUGAUGAGAAUAAAAAUAAUUAUUUUGCUUUUUAUGCAAACGCAAACCAGCUGACACUAAAACAUUACUCAUAUGUGGGAAUGGUUGAGAAGUGGAAAAGCAAGACUAAAAGUGUUCCUUCAUCAGCUUUGUUAACCGAAGAAUUUUUAUAUCUUUUGGAAAUUUACUUUGGUGGUUGUGGUGGACUUGUUACUUGUAACGCAGAGGAGAAUUGUGCUGGAGCAUCUCCAGGUUUUAUCUUCAGUAUUCCUUAAGUAGAUAAUUCAUUGAUGUCAAAAGAAAGCAAAUCAGGACGGAAAACAAGAAAUAACAGAGUUCAAUAAUAAAUACAAACAGAAUAUUUCCCAACAAAUACUGAACAUUACACUGUUAUCAAUAAGAAGAUCGAAGAGCAAUAAACAUGCAUCAUAGAACAACACAUGGUAAACAUUAGAAAAUUCUGGAACAGUCAAUGAACAACAGAAAAUAUUAUGAAGCUGAGAUGAAUGAUAAUCUUAAAAAAGUAAACGAAAGUAUGAAAUAGAUAGCUGCUAUGUGGUGGUGCCUCAGUGUGACCACAGCCAACAGAGAGAGUGAGUCAUAAAGUAGACAAUGUAUGUAUUAGACAGCUUUUAAAUAAACAGUAUUAUGUAGAGAGCA
Molecule: messenger RNA, 2086 nt
Organism: Octopus bimaculoides (California two-spot octopus)
Lineage: Eukaryota; Metazoa; Mollusca; Cephalopoda; Octopoda; Octopodidae
Source: RefSeq, a predicted model, not a curated record